CUUGGCUUUGGGUUCAAUUGUCAUGCUGAACCAAAAUGAAAAAAUAAAAAAGCAUUAAAGCGGAUUAAUAUUGGUCCCGAUACAAAAUUCAACAUAACAUAGCAUAUCUGGUAUGGAUCUUCGGUAGUGGCAUUGGAAAACGGUGAAGGGGGACAACUUAGGUAUCAUUUGCUUGUGGGAUUUGGGUGAUGGAUUUGGUACCCAAAUCCCAAGCAUAAUGGAAUUGGCACAAGUCCAUUAUUUGCUAAGGGACACAAAUCCGUGGACCUCACGGAUUUGCAAAUCCCACAUUUCAUUUGGGAUUUGAUAAUGGAAGGCAAAAUGUGAACAAAUCCAUCAUGAAUCUAUGACAAAAAUAAACUACACAAACAAUGUACUCUUCCAAAUCCAUAAUGCAGCAAAUCCAUUAUAAAUCCAAAGGUUUUGAAAACUCAAAACCCUCAUUUUCAAAUCCAACAAGCAAAUGAGCCUUAAGGAUUCCAUCGACAGUAUUUCUAGAAGGAUUGUGAAUUGGUGGGCGAUGGCUAGGAUUGAGUAGAGCAGAUCUGGUAUGAAUCUUUGGUACUAGUCGUGGCAAAUGAUAGAAGGGACAACUUACGAUUUCACCGAAAGUGCUUCGAGUUAGACUUCCAAUUGGUGGAAAAGGUGAUGAUUUGGGCAAAAGGCCUUAGAAGAAAACCUCUUUGAUAAUAAUUGCACCAAUGAACAAUAGCUGAAAACCUAAUGAACAAUAACUGCGAUGGAAAAUCCAAUGAACAAUGGAUGUAGACUCCUUGCAAUUCUAAGGCCAUUAGUUUGAGACAUGAUCAGAAGUUUGAGAAGAAGAGAAUUUUUUAUUUUAUGGAGAGAAGAUGAAUUUUCUUUGUGAUUAGAAGGCGAAUGAAAAAAUUUGAAGUAAUGAAGUAGAAGUGUACAAGUGUCGUGUAUUUAUUAAAAAAAUUGAAAAAGUGUUUUUGAAAGCUAAAAGAGCCAUUAGACCAUCUCCAUCCCCUUUCAUAUGCAAUUGCUAAAACUUAGUUGGCAUGUGUUUGGCAAUUGCUAAUUCAAUUGCAAGGAUGUGGAGCCAAUUGCUAAAUAAGCAAUUCCACUUGCAAUGCCACAGAGAAUUUUAUUUAACUUUUCUAUUUUAUCUUUAUAGUUUAUAAAGUUAAUUUAUUAUAAUGGAAGAAUUGUUUAUACAUACAUAUGUGUGUAGCCCCCACAAUAGAAAUGGCUAAAACCUUACAAGGACGUGGAUGACUUGAAAAAGUUAUUGCUUAAGUAGUUGAUAUGGCAGUGGAACCCAUAUAUGAAAUUGCUAAGUAAUUACAAGGAUGGAGAUGGUCUUCGAAAUAAUAGUGGGUUGCUGUAAAAGCGUUAGUGGGCUGCUGUAAAAGCGUUUGGGAAGAGUAGAGGAUUGAAACAUAAUUCUUGUUUUUAAUUAGGGUUAUAGGUAUAAUAUGCCCCUCUGCUAUGUAGUUUUAUCAAACACGCCCCUUUACUAUUUUUUACAUCAAACAUGUCCUUGUACUUUGGAAAAAUGAUUAAACAUGCCAUUCUGUUAAAAUUUCCAUUAAAAAAAUCGUCAAUCAUGGUUGAACCGAGAUGUAGACGACCCGACAUUGGUAAAUGAGAGGAAAAAUGUCAGUUUUGUCCCCCAUUUUAUUUUUUCAGGUCUCGUUAAAGUGAAAUUAUUAGAGGUAUUUGGCUCUACAAAAGAACCAAAAAAUUCUAAAGUGAAAUUACCAGGGAUAUUUUAGACAUUUGUGUCGCCCAAACCAAGGUACGACCGUGGUUGACUGUUUUUGGAUGAAAGUAUUAACAGAAGGCCAUGUUUGAUCAUUUUUUUAAAGUACAUGAGCAUGUUUGAUGUAAAAAAUAGUACAGGAACAUGUUUGAUAAAACGACAUAGUAGAGGGCAUAUUAUACCUAUAACCCUUUUAAUUAUUAACGAGAUAAUAACGAGAGACCGCCGCCCCCGUCCAUACCUUCACUCAACAGAUGGUGGUCUGGUCUCGGAAGUUGGGCUUUCUUUGGCCUUUUAUGAGUCAAAUUUAGCACCAGGGAUCCUCAUCUUUUUCUGAUCGUUGGCGUUAUAGCAACCCGAUUGAGAAAAAUAAUUUUACAGGGUCUUAUUUGUUAUCGUUCAAUAGUAUAGUGACUCUACCAGUAAUUAAUCCUUUCAAAUCAGAGAGAAAGAAGGAAAAGCAACUUUGCCACGUUGCAAAACUUUCCCCCUUCUUCCUGUACUUUCCCCCCUUCUCUCCUUCCAUUCAUACCACAAGAUGCGGACCGGGAAUCCAGAAUCAAUGCUGGCUGCUGGGGUUUCCGCUCUCCGCUCCGCCAUUAAACCCAAAACCGCGCUAAAUUAACUUAGCUCGCCGCCUCUUCUCUCAACAACGCCGCCAAACCCCACAAAAAAAAGAAGGAUGGAAGAAGGGCUCAAACCCGACGAGGCCCCUCUGCUCGGCGACCGCCACGAGCAACCGCCGCCGGGAACCGCUUCCACUCUACAAACUAUUGGGAACAUAAUCGUUUCCAUCGUCGGCACCGGAAUCCUAGGCCUCCCUUUCGCUCUCCGGGUCGCCGGCUGGCUUGCUGGAUCGUUCGCGAUCAUCGUUGCUGGGAUUUCUACUUACUACUGCAUGAUUCUCCUCGUCCAAUGCAGGGAUAAAAUGGCAACAGAGGAACCCACCACGGAAACAAGAACAUAUGGCGAUCUGGGUCAGAAAGCAUUGGGCAAAACAGGGCGAUACUUAACAGAAUCCUUGAUCUUGGUUUCGCAAUGCGGGGGAGCUGUUGCCUAUUUGCUCUUCAUCGGCCAGAAUCUUUCCUCGGUGUUCAAGUUCAAUGGCUUCACAACCUCCACGUUCAUAUUCAUGUUGGUCCCAAUCGAGAUCGCACUCUCCUGGAUCGGCUCACUAUCCGCUCUAGCUCCCUUCAGCAUUUUCGCCGAUGUGUGCAACCUCUUGGCAAUGGCGAUAGUGGUGAAAGAGGAUGUCCAAAAAGUUUUUGGUGGGGAUUUUAAGUUCAGUGACAGGCAAGCAAUCUCGCCUGGUCCUGGUGGCUUGCCGUUUGCUUUAGGAAUGGCGGUGUUCUGCUUUGAAGGGUUUGGUAUGACAUUGGCACUCGAGCAGUCGAUGAAGGAGAGGGGGAAAUUCCGCGGAGUUCUGGCCAAUGCUGUUGCUGGGAUAGCUUCACUGUAUAUCGUGUUUGGAUUCUUCGGUUACAUGGCUUAUGGUGAUGCAACUAGAGAUAUCAUCACUCUAAACUUGACCCAGAAUUGGUCCAACAUUGCUGUUCAGAUUGGAAUGUGCAUGGGACUGGUGUUCACCUUCCCGAUCAUGGUCCACCCCAUCAAUGAGAUCGUGGAGGGGAAGCUGAGAAACGCGAGAUGGUUCCAGAAGAUGGACAACGACGACGAUGAUGAUCAUCGCGGUGGCUACUUGGCAAGAUGGAUAGGCAGGUCAGGAAUGUACUUGUUCAGGGCAGUUCUGAUCGCGGCAUUGGCAUUCCUGGCGUCGUUCGUGCCAGGGUUCGGUGCGUUCUCGUCGAUCGUGGGGAGCAGCGUGUGCGCGUGCAUCUCGUUCGUGCUGCCGGCGCUGUUUCACUUGAGACUGCUGGGUCCGUCCCUGCCCCGUUGGAGGAAAGUUCUGGAUUGCUUCAUCAUGGUAUGUGGGUUCGCGUUCGCUGUUUAUGGCACUAUCAGCACCAUUAUGGGUGUCUGAGAAGUGAAAUUCUUUCUUUUAGGUGGAUUAGAUGUUUAGGUUCUGUGGGGAGAGGGUGUAGUUUCAAUACCCUAGCAAGCACUGCCAAGCCUAAAGAAUAACAAAUACGUUUAUCUUCAAUCAGCAGUUGAAGAAGGGUGUGGAGAAGCAGGCAGUGAUGGAAUGUUUUCGGGGAUAUAUGACCCAAAUUGUGCUGAGAACAGGGAGAAAAGAAAAAAAAAACAAACAGAUCUUUGACCUGCCUGACUGUGAAUUGGGUUUCUGUUGCUUGGGCUUUUGUUUAGUAGUCCAAAUGGCAGUCUUCAAUCUUUUUCAAAACUGUCAAAUGUGGCUUUUUCAAGAUGUUCGGUGAUCCAAUUGUCACAUUUUCGCACUUGGGGACUUUUUUUUUUUGUUUUGUUAUCUCAGAUGUUUCACCACGAGACAAUUGGACUCAAAUGUCUCAUUCAACUAGUUCGUGAAAGUUCACACAGCUCAUUAGAGGUGAAACGUGUUCGUGCAGAAUGGAGUUUAACUCAUCAUGAUGAGUUGUUUAUCAUGUGAGAUUGUCUUACGUCGAGGGGGUAAUGAAAUUGAAAAUGACAA
Linum trigynum is the source of this 4292-nucleotide messenger RNA. The record is from the annotation of a GenBank genome assembly. Lineage: Eukaryota; Viridiplantae; Streptophyta; Magnoliopsida; Malpighiales; Linaceae.